AUGGUGCAUCUCCAUGGAGCCGCCACCAUGACCAGUCGAUCCCGCGUUCGUGGAGCAGCACUCCAAGCAAGCUUAUUGACCAAUAGUAAUACUAAUAUGGACCCCCCACCACCCAACCCGCUCAAUCUGUUGUCGGAAGAUCAAUUGGCAGAGAAGGUGGACAUGUUGUUGGACUGGUGGCACGACAAGAAACAAGUGUUGUGUAUCACGGGAGCGGGUCUCAGUACCGAAUCUGGAUUGGCCGACUACCGAGGCCACAAUGGAUCCUAUCAUCGAGGCCACAAACCCAUGAUUCAUGAUCAAUUCAUGGGCUCGGAAUACCAACGAAAACGCUAUUGGGGACGUGGCAUGGUGGGAUGGACCAAUUUCUUUACGGCCAAACCCAAUAAAGGGCAUUUGGCGCUCGCUUCGUUGGAACGAAAUAAAAAGAUUGGUGUCACAUUUGACGAUCAACCUGAGUUCUACAAUUCAGAACAAGACGACUCUUGGCUCUUUAGCUCGGGACAACAACAAAUGGCAAUCAUCACACAGAACGUCGAUUCCCUCCAUCGACGUGCCGGGUCCACGCAUGUCACGGAACUGCAUGGGAGAACCGACAUGUUGGUAUGCAUGUCCUGUGGGGCGAAACGAGAGAGAAACGAUUUUCAUACCGAGCUCGAAACGAGUAACCGCGAAUGGUUGGAACGCGCCAUGAACGAGGCAGAAAUGAGACCGGAUGGGGAUGCCGCUCUUCCGGAUGACAACAACAGUUACUACAAAUCUCUCUGCAUUCCGCCCUGUCAAAGUUGUGGUGAGGGCUUUCUCAAACCCUCGGUCGUCUUUUUUGGUGACUCGGUGCCAAGUCACCGCAGAGCGCGCUGUAGCGCGGCGGUCGACGCGGCCGAUGGAUUGCUAGUGGUGGGAAGUUCACUGGCGGUCUAUUCGUCCUAUCGACAUGUACGAGAGGCCCAUCAAAAGGGCACGCCAAUAGCCAUUCUGAAUGUGGGAGAGACCCGCGCCGAGUUGGAGCAAUUGAAUAGUGUCACCAAAAUAGAAGCUCCUGCAGGACCUACUCUGCAGCGGAUUGCCCAACAUUUUGACACACAGAACAGUUAG
Seminavis robusta is the source of this 1095-nucleotide messenger RNA. NCBI's taxonomy places the organism in Eukaryota, Bacillariophyta, Bacillariophyceae, Naviculales, Naviculaceae. The record is from the annotation of a GenBank genome assembly.